Molecule: messenger RNA, 2115 nt
Organism: Lachancea dasiensis
Lineage: Eukaryota; Fungi; Ascomycota; Saccharomycetes; Saccharomycetales; Saccharomycetaceae
Source: the annotation of a GenBank genome assembly
AUGACUGAAGGCGAGGCUAAUACUAUCGGUGUCAAAUCCGAAAUUUCAUUGAAAAGACCUGCUGAAAGUGACUCAAAUAAUAUAACGUCAGAUGCCAUUAUCACGAAGAGACCAGUAAUUGUACCAACCUGCAAAGCGAAACUACGUUAUAGUCCAUUGAAAACUGGUCUUUGCUAUGAUGUCAGAAUGCGAUACCAUGCUAAAAUUUUCACGUCUUACUUUGAAUACAUCGAUCCCCAUCCGGAAGAUCCUAGACGUAUCUACAGAAUUUACAAGAUACUAGCGGAAAACGGACUUAUCAACGAUCCGACGUUAAGUGGUGUUGACGAAAUCGGAGAUUGGAUGCUGAAAAUACCGGUCCGGGAAGCGACUGACCUAGAAAUUUUAGAAGUUCACACGAAGGAACACUUGGAAUUUCUUUCGCGAACUCCUCAAAUGACCCGAGACCAGCUUCUGAAAGAGACCGAGAAGGGAGACUCUGUGUACUUUAACAACGAUUCACUAUUAAGUGCCCGGCUGUCAUGCGGUGGUGCGAUCGAGGCGUGCAAAGCCGUUGUUGAAGGGCGUGUCAAAAAUGCCCUAGCUGUUGUAAGACCUCCGGGCCAUCAUGCAGAGCCAGAACUGGCCGGCGGAUUCUGUCUGUUCAGCAACGUUGCGGUGGCUGCUCAAAACAUGCUAAAGAACUAUCCUGAAAGUGUUCGGAAAAUCAUGAUUCUAGACUGGGACGUGCACCAUGGAAACGGAACUCAAAAGGCCUUCUACAAAGACGACAGGGUCCUCUACAUAUCGCUUCACCGUUAUGAACUAGGGAAGUACUAUCCGGGUACCAUCCAUGGUAAUUACGACCGAACUGGUGAAGGCAAAGGUGAGGGAUUCAAUUGCAAUAUUCCGUGGCCAUGUGGGGGUCUAGGCGAUGCUGAGUACCUAUGGGCGUUUGAACAAGUUGUAAUGCCCAUGGCUCGAGAAUUUGGCCCCGAUCUAGUGAUCAUUUCGUCGGGUUUUGAUGCUGCCGAUGGUGAUACCAUUGGCCAGUGCCACGUAACUCCUAGCUGUUACGGGCACAUGACGCAUAUGCUCAAAUCUUUGGCAAGAGGAAAUCUUUGUGUGAUACUAGAAGGCGGAUAUAGCUUGGAUUCAAUCGCAAAGAGUGCACUAGUCGUUGCAAAAGUUCUGAUAGGCGAGCCUCCAGACGAAUUACCCAAGGUAAAGCAGCCCAAGCCGGAAGCAGUGGAAAUAGUUGAUACAGUAAUUAAGGCACAGUCCAAAUAUUGGAACUGUUUCAAGAGCACACACGGUAAUGACGGAUGCAAUUUCAAACAUAAGGUCAGUGAUACAAUUGUCAACAAGAAUUUUCCACUACAAAGUGCUAUACGCCAGCAGCAGAUAAAAAUUCUGGCUAACGAGUACAGAUUUGUCACACUUCCGCUAUUUAACCUAGGUCUUAAAGAUGACGCUGUAAUCUGUUCACCCAACAUUUAUGAGGCCUCGUCUAUCAUUGUCUGCGUCCACGAUACACCCGAAAUAUGGGCACAGCGUAGCCGAGUUACGGGAAUGAUAGAUCCUUCUACGUCCAUUAUCAUUGAUACCACCGUAGAUGUCAUUAAAUGGGCAUCUGGAAGAAAAUAUGGCGUAAUUGAUGUGAAUAUCCCACAGUCGCUACACGAGCAAGAUAAUUAUUCCGCUGUAUCAAUUGCGCAAGAAGUUUUAGUUUUCGUUUGGGAUAAUUAUCUCAAGUUUUUCCCUUUGCUCAACAAGCUUGCAUUUGUUGGAAUUGGAGAUGCUCACAGUGGCGUUGUGCACCUAUUAGGUCACAGGGAUACACGCAGCGUUGUGAAAGCUGCUAUUUCUUUCAUUGAUCAGAAACCUCUACGGCCUCUAAUACCAUUGGUCGAUGAAUCAUUAGCAGAUUGGUAUUAUAAAAAUUCAUUGGUAUUUGCAAGCAUGGAAAACGCAUGUUGGGGAAGUGACGAUAAUGAUCAAAAGAAGCCAAGAAAGAAAUUUGGGAGAGUUCUGAAGUGUGACACUGAUGGUCUUAAUAACAACUUUGAGGAGAGGUUUGAUGAAGCAACAGACUUCAUUCUUGAUGCUUUUGAAGAGUGGAGUGACAGUGAAUAA